AUGAAUGUGAGUUUUGUUCACGUCCUGCAGGAAAAGGUGGAGCUGACGGACGUUUACACGGAGCUGAAGACCGGAGUGGUUCUGAUCCGUCUGCUGGAGCUCAUCUCCAGCGAGACGCUGCAUCCGCCCAGCCGCCGGAAACUCAGAGUCCACUUCCUGGAAAACAACAGCAUCGCCAUCAGCUUCCUCAAAACCAAGAUUCGGGUGGAUCUGAUUGGUCCAGAGAACGUGGUGGACGGGGACCGUACGCUGAUCCUGGGUCUGCUGUGGAUCAUCAUCCUGCGGUUCCAGAUCGGACCCAUCAACCUGGACGAGGCGGGGGGCGGGGCCAGUGUGGCUCGUCGCUCGGCGAAGGAGGCUCUCCUGAUCUGGUGUCAGAGGAAAACGGCGGGUUACGACGGCGUCGACGUGCAGGACUUCUCGUCCAGCUGGAGGAGCGGCCUCGCCUUCAACGCCCUCAUCCACGCACACCGGCCCGACGUCUUUGACUACCGCCGUCUCCAUGGCGACGACCCCCGGCGUAACCUGGAGCACGCCUUCUCCGUGGCGGAGCGGGAGUUCGGCAUCAUGCAGCUGCUGGAGGUGGAGGACAUGGUGGUGCCCCACCCGGACGAGAAGUCCAUCAUGACCUACGUGUCCCUGUAUUACCACUACUUCUCCAAGAUGAAGCAGGGACAGACCAUCCAGAAGAGACUCGCCAAGAUAGUCGGGCUGCUGAUGGACCUGGAUGCCAUGAAGGUCCAGUACCAGAGGCUGGUCUCAGAUCUGCUUCACUGGAUCAAAACCAAGGUGGUGCAGCUGAACGACAGACGAUUCCCAAACUCUGUGCGGGAGAUGCAGAAGCUGAUGAUGGCCUUCAAGACCUACAGGACUGUGGAGAAACCUCCCAAAUACCAGGAGCGCGGGGCGAUCGAAGCUCAUCUCUUCAGUCUGAAGACUCAACUGGCAGCCAACAACCAAUGGGCUUACAAUCCUCCAGAGGGUAAAACUCUGAGCGACGUGGAGAAGAGUUGGGUUUUGCUGGAGAAAGCGGAACACGAGCGUGAGCGAGCCCUGCAGGAGGCGCUGCUCCGCCUGGAGAGCCUGGAGCAGCUGGCACAGAAGUUUGAGAGGAAGGCAGCGCUGAGGGAGGGUUACCUGGAGGACACGCUGCGUCUGAUCCGCCGGCAGGACAUCCGAGGUCUCUCCAGCCUGGAGGAGGCUCAGGCAGCCGGCCGCCGUCUGGAGGCUCUCGCCACCGACGCUCUGGCCAGAGAGCCACGCUUCGCCGCCCUGAGAGACAUGGCCAAGACCAUCGAGAGAGGAAACUACCACAGCAAGGAGCAGACCACCAGGAGAGAGGAGAACAUCAGCCAUCGAUGGAAGGACCUCCUGCAGCAGCUCCAGGAGAAGAGGGGGCUGCUGGGAAAUGUAGUGGAAAAUCUCAGCGUCCUGCGAGACAUCGAGCUCGUCUCCCAGGAACUGAAAGAACUCCAGUCUCAGGCCAGUUCCUGUGAACUGGGCAAACAGCUGGCCGAAGUGGAGUCGCUCCUGCAGAAGCAGGACCUCCUGGAAGCUCAAAUCUCAGCUCAUGGCGAAACCAUCACGGCCAUCAGCAGCACGGCGCUGAAGGUGAAGGUGAGAGACGGUCAGCAGAUCCAGAGCAGAGUGAGAGCUCUGGACACUCAGUAUAAAUCUCUGGUGUCCCUCAGCAGCAGCAGGAGGAGGCAGCUGGAGGCUCAGCGCCGCCUCUUUGACUUCUUCCAUGACUGCGAGGAGCUGGAGGCCUGGCUGUACGAGCGCUGGAUCAGGCUGCAGACGGCCGGACUGGGACGAGACCUGAACCACAUCCAGCUGGCCCAGCACAAACACAAGGUGCUGGAGGCGGAGCUUCAGGCUCAGGAGUCGGUGUAUCGUGGCGUUCUGGCUCGUGGUCAGGACCUGCUCGCCAAACAGAGUCAGCUGAACCAGCGAGCGGUCCACAAGUGGAGCCGCACGCUGAAGAAGCAGUGGAGCCAUCUGAGCGAGGACGCCGCCGGGCGCCGCGGCAGACUGCAGGCCGCCGCCGCCAUCAAGCAGUUCUUUGCCGACGUGGCGGAGGCUGAGUCGUGGCUGGCCGACAGGAAGCCGCUGCUGAGCGGCGAGGAUCUCGGGAAGGACGAGUCCAGCUCGGCGGCGCUGCUGCAGCGCCACCUGCGGGUGGAGCGGGAGAUGGCGGCCUACGGCCCGGAGAUCAAGAGGCUGGCGGAGCAGGCGAGGAGCGCCGCGCAGCUCGCCGCUCUGACCGCCGAGCCGCUCCGCAGCAACAUGCUCCAGUACAGCGACUCGUCCGGAGACGACGAGGCGCCCGGAGCGAUGACAUCACCGCCCGCCACAGGGGGGAGGGGCUCCGGGGGCGAAGAGGGCAGGGCCAAGCUUCGUUUCAGAUACAGCAGAGGUCAGUUUCCGUGGGAACGUAAUGAGGUCGUCACCGUCGUCGGCAUGGAAACGGAUGGCGAGCGUGUCGUGGCGAGAGAUGGUCGAGGAAACCAGCAGCUGGUCCCCAGAACGUACCUGAGCCUGCUGCCCGCCGCCGCUCCGCCCCCCUCGCCGCCCGUCUCCACCAAUGGGACGGCAGAGAGUCCGAGCAGGAAGCUGAGUCGUCCGAGGCGAAGCCGCUCGAUGCGGCGAGGAACCGCAGAGAUCCAGACCGCCGGUCUGCCGGACCCCCAGUACCAGAGAGACGCCGUGGAGAGCACGCAGGCCGGCCUGGAGCGGGACUACAGCGCCCUGUACGGCCUGCUGCAGUCGAAGACGAAGACUCUGCAGGAGACGCUGCGUCUGCAUCGAUUCUACAACUGCUGCCGCGAGUUUGAGUCGUGGAUGGAGGACAAAGAAAACAUCCUGAACACCUUCAGCACCGACGGAGACAACCUGGGAGUAGUUCAGGCCAAAUACGAGAACUUCCUGACUGAGUUGGCGAGUGGGCGUGGCCAGUUGGAUGACAUCAUCAGCGUGGCGGAGGAGCUGGUGAAGAGCCGCCACAGUAAACGGAGAGAGAUCCAGAGCAGACAGAGGACGGUCUCCAACAGGUGGGAUCGGAUCCAGCGUCUGAAGGACGAGAAGGGCCACGAGCUGCUGAGCACGGCGGACGUUCAGUCCUUCCUGCAGAGCUGCCAGGAGGCCAAAGAACAGCUGCAGGGCCAGCUGGCGGGCCUGGACACCGUGGACCUGGGCUGCAGCUCCUUCACCCUGCAGGCCGAGGACCAGAACCAGAACCAGACCCUCAGAGACAUCCAGACCCUGGAGGCCAAGAUCGCCUACCUGAAGAGCGUCGCCAAGAUGAAGCAGGACUGUAGUCCGGCAGAGAGCGCAGCCAUCGUGGAGGAGGUCCAGACCCUGGAAGCUCUGCUGAGUCAGCUGAAGCUGCAGGCUGCAGACCGGCAGCAGGUCCUGGACGAGGCCCGCCGGCUGCAGAGCUUCCAGCAGCAGACUAAGGAGCUGCAGCGCUGGGCCGGCUCGGUGCAGGAGCGCCUCCUGCAGGAGGAGGCGGCCGCUGACGUGGCCUCAGCCGUCGCUCUGCUGGAGCAGCACCAGGAGCUGCAGCUGGAGAUGGAGGAGCAGAGGAGCAGGUGGAAGGAUAUGCAGAAGUUGGGGAAGUCUCUGCUGCGGGGCUCGUCCAAAGGGAAGACGGGAGGCGUGGACGUCCAACACUCCCUGGACAAGCUGGCAGCUGAUUGGUUGAAGCUGGAUAACCUGUGGAGCAGCAGGAAGGAGCAGCUGGAGCAGCAGCUGGAGCUCCAGAGGCUGAACCAGGAGGGGGACCGGAUCGAGGCGGCGCUGUCGGGACACGAAGCCCGACUCAGGGUCAAAGACGUCGGGGACUCGGUGGACAGCGUCCACAGUCUGCUGGGCCUGCAGGAGGAGCUGGAAGGUCUCCUGAAGCCUCUGGACCAACGAGUGGAUCAUUUCUCUGAACGCAGCCAGGAGCUCAUCAACCAGCGACACUACGCUGCUAAACUCAUUAAGGAGCGCAGCAGGAGCAUCCAGAAGGUCAACAGGAAGCUGAAGGAGAGCAGCAAACAGAGGAGGAGCCUGCUGCUGGCUUCAAACCAAUACCAGGAGUUCCAGAGGGACGCAGACGAGCUGCUGCUGUGGAUGGACGAGAAGUUUAAAGUGGCGGAGGACGAGUCGUACCGCGACCCGACCAACGUCCUGAGGAAGCUGAAGAGACACGAGGCGGCCGAGAGCGAGAUGCAGGCCAACCAGGUCCGCCUGGACAGACUGCUGCAGCUCGGGGAGGAGAUGCUGGCCCAGGAGCACUACAGCAGCCAGAGCAUCAGCAGGAAGAAGACUCAGGUCAGCAGCAGGUGGAGGACGCUGCAGAACAAGAUGGCCGACAGAGGAGACAAGCUGAGGCAGGCAGGACAGCAGGAGCAGCUGAUGGAGCUGCUGCAGGACGCCAAGCUGAAGAUCGAGGCGAUCCAGUGGAUGCUGAACAACGCCGCCAAAGGUCACGACCUCCGCUCCAGCAGACAGCUGCUGAAGGAGCAUCAGCAGCUGGAGCAGGAGGCCAAGGAGCUGGCGGAGAAGAUCAACUCCAUCGUCAGCAGAGCCAAACGCCUCGCCUCCACCCACUUCGACUCGCAGACCAUCCUGCAGGAGACCGACACCUACCUCACCCUGUUCAAGUCUCUGCAGAAGCCUCUGGACCGGCGCCGCGCCCAGCUGGAGGCGGCGGUGCUGCUGUUCGGCUUUUACCACGACGUGGACUUGGAGCUCAGCUGGAUCUCUGAACACGUUCCCGCCGCCGGAUCCAGCGGAUACGACAAGAGUCUGGCCGGAGCCAUCAGCCUCAUGCAGAAACACAAGGAGUUGCAGGCGGAAGUGAACGCCCACCGGAAACACCUGAGCCACGUCCUGGAGAAGGGGCGGGGCCAGGCCAAAUCCAGCCAGUCAGACGGAGAGGAAGUGCUCCAGAGGUGCGAACACCUGAGUGCAGAGUGGGAGGAGCUGGAGGAGGCCUGCAGCAGGAGAGCAGCUCACCUGAGCAAGGCCAUCACCAGAGAACAGCUGUUGUUGGACUGCUCCGAGCUGGAGUCCCGGAUGAACGAGACUCUCGCUCUGGUGAACACCGACGACUACGGCAAAGACGAGCUGGCCACGCAGAGUUUACUCACCAAACACACGGUGCUGGAGGGCCAGCUGGAGGUGCUGCAGGUGGAGGUGGAGGAGUUAGGAGACCAGGUGGAGCAGGCGGUGCAGAACUGGAGCCUGAAGGAGCUGAACCGGCCCUACAGCCGCCUCAGCAGCCUGAACCAGCAGCUACAGCACCAGGCUGCUCUCAGGGGUCAGAGGUUACAGGAAGUCCUCCAUCUCCACGAGUUCAGUCGAGAGACGUCGGAGCUGGAGGACUGGAUGAACCAGCAGAGACAGACCGCCGAGUCCCAGGACCUCGGCAACGACUACCAACACGUUCAGUUGCUUCGUGGGAAGUUUGAAGGUUUCCUGAAGCAGCUGGAGGUCGGAGAGGAGCGACUGAAGAGCUGCAGAGAGCUGGCUGCCCGACUCAUCCACAAGAAACAUCCACAGAGCUCUGCAGCCCGAGAGACGCUGCAGCAGCUCAGUGCAUGCUGGGAGGAUUUAAAGGGCGUGGCCAGGGAGCGCCAGGAUCAGCUGCAGAACGCCGAAGAGAGUCACCGCUUCUACAAAGAGCUGACGGACGCUCUGAGCCUCAUCAGGGAGCGACAGAAGAGCAUCCCAGACGACGUGGCGAAGGAUUUGCGAGGAGUGAUGUCACAGUUGAAAAGACACGAAGCUCUCCUGUAUGAGCUGGCUGCCACAGAGGCUCAGCUUCAGGAGCAGCUGGACCAGGCUGACUCCAUCCUGGACCUCUGUACUCCUCGGCUGAAGCUCGGCCUGCAGGAGGUGCAGCAGGAGGUGGUGGAGCGGUGGGAGGAGCUCCGGCUCCACGCUGAGCAGAGGGAGGAGGAGCUGAAAGUGGCGUGCCAGAGAUACCUGUUCCUGAACACGGCCCAGGACUACUUCCUGUGGUGCAGCCAGCUGAUCGGAGCGAUGGCCGCCGAGGAGAGCAUCAGCGACGUGGCCACCGCCGACCUGCAGCUGGCGCAGCACCAGCAGCUGUGGGCCGAGAUCGAGGCCCGGCAGGAGACGUACCAACAGGCCCUGGACAUGGGGGAGGAGCUGCAGGAGCAGGACCCCACCAACAGGAAGGAGGUGAUGGAGAAGCUGCAGGCCCUGCAGGAGCAGCGGGAGCGUCUGCAGCAGCAGUGGAACCAGAAGCAGCGCUGGCUGCAGAGCGUCCACCUGGAGCAGGUCUUCUACCGGGACGUGAGCAGCGUGGACAAGACGUCCAGCUCUCAGGAGAUCCUGCUGCAGAACAGCUCUCUGGGACAGACGGUGGACGAGACGGAGGGUCUGAUGAAACGUCACGAAGCGUUUGAGAAGCUGCUCAGCUCGCAGGAGGACAAGCUGUCCUCGCUGAAGGAUCUGGCCGAGCGUCUGCAGAAGCAGCUGAGCAGAGAAAAGAGAGGACGCGUUCAAACCAAACUCAAGGCCCUCCUCCUGCGACGGGAGAGGAUCAAGGAGCUGUCCGUCAAACGCCGGCAGGAGCUGGAGCUCUCCAGGAGGCUGUGUGUGUUCAACAGAGACCUGGCUGAGGCUGAGGAGUGGGUAUCUGAGCGGAUGCAGAAGAUGACGGAGGACAGUAAAGCAGACCUCAGCAACCUGCAGGCCAAGAUGAAGCUUCUGCAGAAGCAUCAGGUGUUUGAGGCGGAGAUCCUGGCCCACAAAGAGAUCAUCGGCUCCGUGCUGCUGGCUGGAGAGGAGAUGGUCUCCCUUCGACAUCCGCGCUCCAAGGAGGUGAAGAAGAGUGCAGCCGCCCUGCAGCUCCACUGGGAGGAGCUGAAGAAGGCCCUCGCCACCAGAGGGAAAGCUCUGGAAGACAACAGAGACUUCCUGGAGUACCUGCAGAAGGUAGAAGAGGUGGAGGCCUGGAUCAGACACAAGGAGGUGAUGAUUAACGUUGGAGAUGUUGGAAAGGAUUACGAACAUGGAGUUCAGCUCCUGAAGAAACUCGGCGAGUUCAGAGGAACUGGAGACGGGGAGGUGACGGUGGAUGACGCUCACAUCACAGCCAUCAACAGACUGGCAGGCAGGCUGGAGAAGAGGCAGAGCGCUGACGAGCUGCUUACAGUCAGACAGAGGCGACAGCAGCUCAACGACAGGUGGAGCAAGUUUCACGGCGAUCUGAACAACUACAAGAAGAAGCUGGAGAGGGCGCUGGUGGUGCACGGCCUCAUCAGAGAGCUGGAGGAGGUCAGAGACAGGGCCAAUGAGAAGAUGCUCCUGCUGCAGAGCCAGGACUGUGGGUUUGAUGUGGACAGUGUGGAGAACCUGAUCAGACGCCACGAGGAAACAGAGCGAGAGGCCGGCAUCAUCCAGGAGAGGUCAAAGGCUCUGGAGAAGGAGGUAUCACACCACCUGAAGGCUCGAUCAGUCAUGAGUGACAAGCUGAAGAACAAACAGAAGGAGGUCCAGAAAGCUCUGAAGACUCUGGACAAGGAGGUGAAACUCAGGAGGGAGAAGCUGCAGGAGGCUCACCAGUUGCUGCUCUUCAAAGCCAACCAGCACCUCCUGCUGGAGUGGAGCGUCAAACAGAGCGGCGAGAUGGCGGAGAAAGGUCUCCCCAAGACCCGAGCCGAGGCUGAGCGGCUCCUGGUGGAGCAUCAGGACUGGAAGACGGAGAUCGACGCCCGCGCCGAGCGCACCGACUCCGUCCGGGACUUCGGCCUGGGUCUGAUCCGGUCAGGUCACAGUUCGAAGGCAGAGAUCCAGAAGGCCCUGAACCAGCUGGAGGAAGCCAAAUCUGGACUGGACCGAGCCUGGCAGAACCGCAGCACGACCCUGGAGCAGGCCCGGACCCUGCAGGUGUUCCUCUCCUCUGUGGAGCAGUGUGACAGCUGGCUCACCAACAAGGAGGCCUUCCUGUCCAACCAGGACCUGGGGAGCUCGGUGACGGAGGUGCAGGCUCUGCAGAGGCAGCAGGCUCAGUUUGAGGAGGUGCUGGAGGCGCAGGAGGAGCAGCUGCACCAGGUGGACCGACUGGCCCAGAACAUGAUCCAACAGAACCACUACGACUCAGACGAGAUCAGAGCCAAGAGCAGGACGCUCACAACCAGGUGGAGUCAGUUGCAGCAGGUCAGUAGAUGUCGUCAUGAAGCUCUGGAUGGAUCUCUGAAGCUGCAGCAGUUCUUGUCCAGCAGCUACCAGGUGUGUGUGUGGCUGAAUGAGCGUAACGCCGUGGCGUUGGAUGAGAGCUGGAGGGAACCAACCAACCUUCAGGGGAAGCUGCUGAAACAUCAAAGCUUCGAGGCCGAGAUCCUCGCCAACCGCUACAGAGUGGACGCACUCACCAAGGAAGCAGAGGAGCUGUGUGUGUCGGUGAAGGUGAAGGCGGGACCUCGGCUCAGAGAGAUGACGGACAGCUGGGACACUCUGAUACACAACAGCCAGGAGAAGAAGAGCAGACUACAGGAGGCCUACCAGGCUCUACAGGUCCAGCGCUCUCUGGAGGACAUGGAGCAGUGUGUGUGCUCUGUGCAGGCCCAGCUGAGGGACGAGGACUGUGGCAGCGACCUGCCGUCCGUCAACAGGCUGCUGAAGGCUCUGCAGGGCCUGGAGGAGGAGGUGGACGGGCACCGAGACCGCAUCCAGGCUCUGGUGGAGACGGCCAGGAGCUUCAGCUCUCAGGGGAACUUCCUGGCUGAGGAGAUCCAGACCAGAGUGGCUCACACCAUCAACAGGUACAACAGUCUGGCGGAGCCCCUGCAGGUGCGGAGGGAGACCCUGGAGGCGUGGCAGGUGCUGUUCCAGUUCAGCAGGGAGCAGGAGGAGGAGGUGUCCUGGCUGAAGGAGCGUCUGGCCUCCGUCACUGCUGCAGACUGGGGCAGCUCGCUGGGCAGCGGCCAGCAGCUGCUGCUCAGACACCAGGCUGUGAUGCAGGAGAUCUCAGGUCGCACCCCAUUGGUCCAGGCGGUUCAGGAGGCGGGGCAUAGUCUGGUCAGAGGUCGUCACUUUGCGUCUCACGACAUCCGCGAGCGUCUGGAGGAGCUGAAGCGUCUCCAUGACGACCUGCUGAUGGAGGCGGACAGGAAGGGGAAGCUGCUGCAGGAGGCGCUGCGCAUCCACAGCUUCCUGUCAGAGGUGUGUGAGCUGCAGCUGGUCCUGGAGGACCUGCGUGCUGGUCUGGAGUCAGGUGACUGUGGGCGGAGCCAGGAGGGGGCGGAGUCUCUGCUGAGGGUUCUGGACUCUGUGGAGGUGGAGCUGGAGACCCAGAGGAGGACGGUGGAGCGUCUGCAGGAGAGCGGAGCAGAGCUGCAGCACCUGGGACACCCCAACAGCCACCUGGUCAGCGAGGUUCUCCCUGGCGUCCUGGAGCGCUUCGAGACGCUCCUCCGUCUCUCCGCCGCUCGCCGAGCUGCCCUGGAGGAGCGGCUCCGCCUCUACGUGUUCGAGAGAGAAGCCAAAGAACUACAAACAUGGCUGACCUCCAAGAAGACUGUGGCAGAGUCCAAAGACUGUGGACAGGACCUGGAGGACGUGGAGGUGCUGCAGGAGAAGCUGGAGGUCCUGGUGUCGGAGGUGUCUGGUCUGGGUCGUAGCCGGCUGACGGUGGUUCAGCAGCUGGUUGGAGGCCUGCAGCAGGACGGGGCGGCCCAGCGGAGGGACGAGGAGCUGAGCGAGCUGUGGGAGGAGCUGAAGCGCAGCAUCAGGAGCAGGGAGCAGGCCCUCCAGGCAGCGAGGGAGGUGCACCAGUUUAACCACGACGUGGACGAGCUGAAGGGCUGGAUGGCUGAGAAGGAGGCGGUGCUGGACUCUGAGGACCAGGACCACGACCUGAACUCCAUCCAGACUCUGCUGAGGCAGCACGAGGCGCUGGAGAGGGACCUGGUUCUGAUCUCGGAGGAGGUGAGCAGGAGCAGAGAGGAGGGCGGGGCUCUGAGCCGACGGCAGCCUCCGGUCCGAGCCGCGGUGACCCGGAGGCUGGAGGAGCUGGAGUCCUGCUGGAGCAGCAUCCAGACCAAGUCCUCACAGCGCAGAGCCAGACUGGGCCGGGCCCAGGACGUCCAGCAGUACUUCUCCCGCUGGACCGAGCUCAUGGCGCGGCUCAGAGAGAUGCUGUCUCUGGUUCGGGGCGAGGCGGCGAGCGUGGACGGCUGCGACCUGGAGCAUCUGCUCAGGAAACACCAGGAGUACCGAGUCCAGAUGGACAGACAGCUCAGCCAAUCACAGGCUGUGAAAGAGGAGGGGCGGGGCCUGGUGGAGGGGGGGCACUUCCUGUCUCCAGAGGUGGAGGAGCGAGUCUCGGAGCUGCAGGAGCUGGAGCAGCAGGUGGAGCAGGUCUGGGAGGAGACCAGGAUCCUGUACGAGGAGGAGCUGGAGGUUUCUCUCCUGCAGAGGGAGCUGGAGCAGGCCGAGCGCUGGCUCAGCUCCUACGAGAACUCCCUGCUGGCCCAGGACUACGGGGACUCUGUGUCUGACGUCCAGGAGCUCCUGAAGAGGCAGGAGGACCUGGAGGCCAUGAUCCAGGCCCAGAGCGAGCGCUUCAUCGCCCUGCAGAAGAAGAAAACACAGAGGGAGAACAGACUCCACAGGAACCAGAACCCCGAGGACAGGAAACCUCCGGCCAGAGUCUUGUCCCUGAAGAGGAAACCGUCGGAUCCGAAGACGCCGCGAAGCUCCGCCUCCAGAGACGGCGUGCGUCGGGUCGGCAGCGGCAGGAGGACGGACAGGAGGACCUCAGCUAGUCCCCCUCCCAGCCCCCCCCCCGCAGCCAGACCCCAGAGUCCUCAGGAGCACAGGAGGAGACGGGAGACCGAGGAGGACGGCAGCAGUCCUCCUUCCAGUCCAAGCCCAAGUCCCGGUCCCAGUCCAAGUCCCAGUCCCGGUCCAAGUCCCAGUCCCGGUCCCGGUCCCGGCUCCUGGAGGACUAGAACCAGACCCCCAGACGUGGCGCCCGCCGUCUCUCCGAAGCCUCCCGAGUCUCCUCCGCCCUCCUCCCCUCACACCUCCGUCUCUCCUUCGUCUCUGGAGGAGGAGCGCCGCCCCAGAUCCAAACCUCCUCUGUCUCCGAAGCCCAGACUCUCCUCCUCCUCAGAGUCCAGGUUCUCCUCCUCAGAGCCCAGGUUCUCCUCCUCAGAGUCCAGGUUCUCCUCCUCAGAGCCCAGGUUCUCCUCCUCAGAGUCCAGGUUCUCCUCCUCAGAGCCCAGGUUCUCCUCCUCAGAGCCCAGGUUCUCCUCCUCAGAGUCCAGGUUCUCCUCCUCAGAGUCCAGGUUCUCCUCCUCAGAGCCCAGGUUCUCACGCCACUCUGAGCCCGCCGCUGCUCCUCCCGACUCGCCUCCUCCCGACUCGCCUCCUCCCGACUCUCCUCCUCCGACCAUCAGAUCCCUCGUUGCUCCCCCCGAAUCACCGCCGCCACCGAGCAGAGAGCUCCGCGCUGCCGAGCCUCCUGCUCCUCCUCCUGCUGCAGAGGAGGAGGUGACGCCACCCGACUCCCCGACUGCUGCACCAAUCACAGAGCAGGAACCCGAGUCAGCUGACCUCGGCCCUGCGUCUCUUCCAGGGACAGCGAGGACGUUAGAGGAUCCGCCAGACGAAGAAGUCGGCGUCCGCAGCUCCACGCCGGAGGUAACAGCACAGCAGCCAAUCAGGAUGGAGGGAACGCUGGAGAUCAAACUGAAACAAGGAGGAAACAAGGGGGCGGAGCACUGGGAGCAGGUGUUGGCCGUGCUGCAGGCAGAAACUCUCAGCCUGUUCAAGGACCGAGACGCUGCUGCUCAGAGGGCCUCCAGGUGGCCUCCCAUCAGCACCGAGCGCUCCUCCUGCAGGGAGAACCGCUACUACCGGAGGAAGGAGAACACCUUCAGACUCAUACUGGAGGAUGGUAGUCAGUACCUGUUUGCAGCGUCCAGCAAAGAUCUGCAGCAGCUCUGGGUGAAGAAGCUUCAAAACUCUGAAUCUGCCAGCAGCGACUCUAAUGACUCAGGGAGAGCGUCCUCAGUCAACCUGAGUCUGGAGAAGUUAGCCGACGCUCCGGACGACUCGUCCUCAGAGAGAACGUCCCUGCAGAGACAGACGUCCUCCGAGCCGCCGCCCAAACCACCACACACCUACUACAACCAGCACCGCUACAACCAGCAGGACCAGCAGGACCAGCAGGACCAGGAGGACCAGGAGGACCAGGAGGCCCCGGGCCCAGGUUCACAGAACCAGAACCAGAACCAGAACCCGCCCCCCCACGCCCAGGCUCCGCCCCCCCAGCUGACAGACGACAACAUGAGCAGGUCGAGGAGGAGCGUCUUCAGGAAGUUGUUCAAGAAGUAA
Centropristis striata (black sea bass) is the source of this 12363-nucleotide messenger RNA. It is a transcript of the gene sptbn5, whose product is annotated as spectrin, beta, non-erythrocytic 5. Gene Ontology annotation, biological process: actin cytoskeleton organization. Lineage: Eukaryota; Metazoa; Chordata; Actinopteri; Perciformes; Serranidae. The record is from RefSeq and is a predicted model, not a curated record. Gene Ontology annotation, molecular function: actin filament binding. Gene Ontology annotation, cellular component: cell junction; plasma membrane; cortical actin cytoskeleton.